AUGGCACAAAGUCUUGAAUGGGACCCGAACACACCUUUGAAAAGCAUUGAGGAUGAUAUGGAGGAUAGUUUGGAUAUCCAGUUCACGGACACAGAGUCUGAGUCAGAGUACACCGAAACAAAUUCAGACAGGCUCUUUAUAGAUACGGAAGACGAUUUACCUACUGAGCAUUAUGAAAAGAGCUAUUCUCCUAGCGAUACUAUGGAAACAUCGUCUGAUGACAGCACAAGUAGCCAAGUGGAUGGAGUAGGUAUUUAUGGAGACAUAUCGGUACUUGAUGAGAGAGAAAUAAGUGGGAAAGAUGGUCCAGUGACGCAAAUUUGGAUCAAUGGUUGGGUAGAUGAGAACAUCUUCCGCCAAGUAAUGGAUAUUAUAAGAGGCGGAUAA
Molecule: messenger RNA, 387 nt
Organism: Aspergillus pseudonomiae
Lineage: Eukaryota; Fungi; Ascomycota; Eurotiomycetes; Eurotiales; Aspergillaceae
Exons: 2
Coding region: 1-387 (128 amino acids)
Source: RefSeq, a predicted model, not a curated record